GAGGAAAGGACACCGUGGUAACAGGAGCUGGGGGAAGUGGGGGUCCCUCCCCACACCCAUUGCUAUUAGAAGCUCAUUUAAAGGAUUCCGUUGCUGCCAUUCUGAAAGCUGCUCGGGGCUGAGGGACAGUGGUUUUGAAAGACUGAUUAAAAGAAGAAUGGAGGCCAGAGUGGAGCGUGCGGUGCAGAAAAGGCAAGUCCUACUUCUUUGUGUGUUUCUGGGAGUGUCUUGGGCUAGUGCUGAACCGCUUCGGUAUUUUGCGGCGGAGGAAACCGAGAGAGGCACCUUUCUGGCCAACCUAGCACACGACCUGGGGUUGGGGGUGGGGGAACUUUCAGCUCGGGGAUCUAGGAUCGUUUCAGAUCAGAACAUGCAAUUUUUACUACUCAAUCCGCUUACUGGUGAUUUACUUCUAAAUGAGAAAUUAGACCGAGAGGAACUGUGCGGCUCCACAGAGCCCUGCGCGCUGCCUUUCCAGUUGUUACUGGAAAAGCCUUUGCAGAUUUUCCGUGCUGAACUAUGGGUCAGAGACAUCAACGAUCAUUCUCCAGUGUUUCUAGAUAGAGAGAUUCCCUUGAAAAUAUUAGAAAGCACCACCCCAGGGCGGCAUUUCCUAGAAAGGGCGCAGGACUCAGAUGUUGGAACCAACAACUUGAGAAACUAUACCAUCAGCGCCAAUGCCUAUUUCCAUGUUAAUGUGCAUGAUAACGGGGAGGGGACUAUCUAUCCGGAAUUAGUACUGGACCGAGUGCUAGAUCGCGAGGAGGUGCCUGAGCUCAGUUUAACCCUCACCGCCCUGGAUGGCGGCUCUCCGCCCAGAUCCGGGACCGCCCUCGUGCGCAUCCAGGUGGUGGACAUAAAUGACAAUGUCCCUGAGUUUGCACAGUCGCUCUACGAGGUGCAGGUGCCAGAGAACAGCCCUGUGGGCUCCCUGGUUGUCUCCGUGUCGGCUAGAGAUUUAGACACCGGAAGUAAUGGGGAAAUAGUCUAUGCAUUUUUUUAUGCCACUGAAAGAAUUCUCAAAACGUUUCAAAUCAAUCCAACAUCUGGCAAUCUUCAUCUUAAAGCCGGAUUAAACUAUGAGGAAAUGCAAACUUACACACUAACUGUUCAGGCCAAGGAUGGUGGAGGGCUUUCUGGAAAAUGUACCGUGGUGGUCCACGUAACAGACAUCAAUGAUAACGCACCGGAACUGCUCAUGUCAUCACUUACAAGCUCCAUUGCAGAAAACUCAGCCGAGACUAUUGUGGCUGUUUUUAGAAUUAGAGACAAAGAUUCAGGUAACAAUGCAAAGAUGGUGUGCUCCAUCCAAGAGGAUCUCCCCUUCGUCCUGAAGCCAUCAGUAGAAAAUUUCUACACCCUGGUAACAGAGAGACCGCUGGACAGGGAGAGCAGAGCAGAAUACAAUAUCACCAUCACUGUCACUGACUUGGGGACCCCAAGAUUGAAAACCGAGCACAACAUAACCCUGUUGGUGUCCGACGUCAACGACAACGCCCCCGCCUUCACCCAAACCUCCUACACCCUGUUCCUCCGCGAGAACAACAGCCCCGCCCUGCACAUCGGCAGCGUCAGCGCCACAGACAGAGACGCGGGCGCCAACGCCCAGCUCACCUACUCGCUGCUGCCGCCCCACGACCCGCAGCUGCCCCUGGCCUCGCUGGUGUCCAUCAACGCGGACAACGGCCACCUGUUCGCCCUGAGGGCGCUGGACUUCGAGGCGCUGCAGGCGUUCGAGUUCCGCGUGGGCGCCACGGACCGCGGGUCCCCCGCGCUGAGCAGCCAGGCGCUGGUGCGCGUGCAGGUGCUGGACGCCAACGACAACGCGCCCUUCGUGCUGUACCCGCUGCAGAACGGCUCUGCGCCCUGCACCGAGCUGGUGCCCAGGGCGGCCGAGCCGGGCUACCUGGUGAGCAAGGUGGUGGCGGUGGACGCAGACUCGGGCCAGAACGCCUGGCUGUCGUUCCAGCUGCUCAAGGCCACGGAGCCCGGGCUGUUCGGCGUGUGGGCGCACAAUGGCGAGGUGCGCACGGCGCGGCUGCUGAGCGAGCGCGACGCGGCCAAGCACAGGCUGCUGGUGCUGGUCAAGGACAAUGGCGAGCCCGCGCUGUCUGCCAGCGUCACGCUGCACGUGCUGCUGGUGGAUGGCUUCUCGCAGCCCUACCUGCCGCUGCCCGAAGCGGCGGCCGACCAGGCGCAGGCCGACCCGCUGACCGUGUACCUGGUCAUCGCGUUGGCGUCGGUGUCGUCGCUGUUCCUGUUCUCGGUGCUGGCGUUCAUCGCGGUGCGGCUGUGCAGGCGGAGCAGGGCCGCCUGGGUGGGUGGCUGUUCGGUGCCUGAGGGCCACUUUCCGGGCCACCUGGUGGACGUCAGCGGCACAGGGACCCUGUCCCAGAGCUACCAGUAUGAGGUGUGUCUGAGGGGUGGCUCAGGGACCUCUAGCGAGUUUAAGUUCCUGAAGCCGAUUAUUUCGAAUCUGCAGUCCCAGGGCACAGGGAGGGAAGUGGAAGAAUAUCCUGCAUUUCGGGAUGAUUUGGGUUUCUGAUAAAAAAUGGAAAAUAAAUGCGAGUGUUGUAUCUGUGAAUACAUUCCUAAGAAAUUUACCAUGUGUUACCUGUGGAAGAUUGCUUUCACAUUAUUUCAAGCAUUUUUAAAUCCACAGAAUUAGUUUCGUUACACAGGAAAGGACCUAGCUUUAGCCCUAAGAACCCUCCACAAAGCAUGGAAUUCAUGUGUCUAUUUGAUCUCUAACAGUUAUGCCUUCUGUGUAGUAUAUUAAGUAACGAUAAAUGUUGUUUGGGAUGUUGUAAAUUAAUUUUCAUUUUCUUCAAACUUUAUUGCUUUUUUAUUUUCUGAGUUGAUUUCAGUGCUGUAGAUUUAUACUUGCCUUAAGUUUUAGAAGCACAGAUCAUACAGUAUCUUUUGAAGUUUUUAAGAAAGUACUUAGUAUACAUCACACUAUUUUAACAUUUUUAAUCUUAGAAGUAAACCUAUGAGGAGAGGUAUUUUUGAAAUGGGCAAGUAGAUAUUCAUAGAGGUUCAAUAAAUUCAGUAAGAACACCAAUUAAUAAAUGGCAGAAUUGAGUAUCUUUCCUAAGUCUUUCUGCCAUUGGGACCUUGCUAUGAUGCUGUACUCUUUUCUGGCAUUAGGUAUCACAUUGAAAGUUUCUCCAUAAUUAAGGAGAAGAAAUACUUUUCUCUUAUUCAUAUUCCUGUUUGGUCUUUUCUAUAAUUAGAAGUAAUAGU
This is a messenger RNA of Myotis lucifugus (little brown bat), 3246 nucleotides long. It is a transcript of the gene PCDHB7, whose product is annotated as protocadherin beta 7. NCBI's taxonomy places the organism in Eukaryota, Metazoa, Chordata, Mammalia, Chiroptera, Vespertilionidae. Gene Ontology annotation, biological process: homophilic cell-cell adhesion. The record is from RefSeq and is a predicted model, not a curated record. Gene Ontology annotation, molecular function: calcium ion binding. Gene Ontology annotation, cellular component: plasma membrane.